Messenger RNA from Epinephelus moara (kelp grouper), 1046 nucleotides. It is a transcript of the gene emg1, whose product is annotated as EMG1 N1-specific pseudouridine methyltransferase. The transcript is spliced from 5 exons. Gene Ontology annotation, molecular function: rRNA (pseudouridine) methyltransferase activity; rRNA binding. Gene Ontology annotation, cellular component: nucleolus; small-subunit processome. Lineage: Eukaryota; Metazoa; Chordata; Actinopteri; Perciformes; Serranidae. The coding region runs from base 51 to 764 and encodes 237 amino acids. Gene Ontology annotation, biological process: rRNA base methylation. The record is from RefSeq and is a predicted model, not a curated record.
GCACUUCUGCCGUGACGUACACAUUCCGCGACAGUCCAUCCGAAGGCGUCAUGGCGGCUCCUAACGAGAAGAAGCGUGGUCUUGAACAUUUGGACGAAUAUGAACCUAAACCAGCGAAACACCUCCGCAGCCUGCACGACCGUAUGGCAGAGAGGAGACUGGUUGUUAUUCUGGAGGGAGCCUCGUUAGAAACAGUGAAGGUCGGAAAAACCUUUGAGCUGUUAAACUGUGACCAACACAAAAAUAUUAUUGUCAAAAGUGGGAGAAAUCCAGGACAUAUAAGACCAGACAUCACACACCAGUGUCUGCUCAUGCUGAUGGACAGUCCACUGAACAGGGCAGGCCUGCUGCAGGUUUACAUCCACACAGAGAAAAACGCCUUAAUAGAGAUCAACCCACAGACCCGCAUCCCAAGAACCUUCACUCGUUUCUGUGGCCUUAUGGUUCAGCUGCUGCACAAGCUGAGUGUCAGGGCCGCUGAUGGUCCUCAGAAGCUUCUGAGGAUGAUUAAAAACCCUGUGUCUGACCACCUGCCUCCCGGCUGCCCCCGCAUAUCCACCUCCUUCUCUGCUGGGGAGGCCGUCUGUCCCCGGACUUUGGUGCCAGAGGGACCGGCUGCGGUGGUGAUUGGAGCUUUUGCACACGGAGCGGUGAAUGUGGACUACACAGAGAAGACGGUCUCCAUCAGUAACUACCCCCUCUCUGGGGCACUGACCUGUGCCAAGAUAUGCUCUGCCUUCGAGGAAGUCUGGGGUGUCCUGUGACAGACAGUCAAUAAACUAUUGGUAUUGACCCGACAGAGACAGCAGAGUACAUUGACUUUUUUUAAUGGACUAGGAAUGGAUAUGAUGUCCAUUUCACCAGUGCUGCCGCGUGAACUACAGACGUGUCCUGUUAUACACUGUAUGUGUAUACCUAUAUGAUGGUGUUUGGAAACCAUGUGGAAUAUAAAAAGAUUUCUAUUUCCUUUUCAUGUAGAAGCAUGUUUUUAUAUUUUUAUGAAUUGCACCAAUUACUGGGUUUUGGAUUAUCAAUCAAUACAGUUA